This is a messenger RNA of Aegilops tauschii subsp. strangulata, 1090 nucleotides long. RefSeq lists its product as uncharacterized. NCBI's taxonomy places the organism in Eukaryota, Viridiplantae, Streptophyta, Magnoliopsida, Poales, Poaceae. The record is from RefSeq and is a predicted model, not a curated record.
AUGUCUUCACCUCCCGCCCCUAUCAACUUGGCCCCGUCCGCACCGACCCUCAAGCUGCUCAUCGACAAGAAGGCCAAUUGCGUCUUGUACGCGGAGGCCGGAAAGGAGGCUGUAGACUUCCUCUUUAGCCUCCUAGCGAUGCCCAUAGGCACUGUAGCCAAGGUACUUCAGACCCGAAGUGAUGGGGUAGGCGUGGCCAACAUCUAUGAUAGUGCCGAGAAAAUGGAUACCAGGUACAUGCACAGCAAGAUCGUGCAAGAGGCGCUCUUGAGCUCAUGUAGGCCCUUGUUCCUUCAACGCCCUAUCACAACACACCCAGCGGCACCUUCCAUGCGGGCAUCUGUUCACAGGGCGACAUCUUACCCACUACAGUAUGCAUCAGUAACUGCACAUGCGCUGGCGCCUACGGGCAUGGCGGCAGAUGUUGCACGUGACUCCUCUCUCUAUGGGUCUAUCAUAGCCGGCGGCGGGCACGUGCAAGGCCUGGUUACUUACACUAUCAUGGAUGACCUCACGAUCACCCCCAUGUCCAACAUAUCCGCGGUGGUGCUGAUAACCAAGCUCAAUAGGGAACAAAAGGACCUCGUGCUCGAGGAGAAGUCUGUGAAGAUUGGUAACAAAGAGGCGCUCGAUAUUCUCAAGGCUUCAAUGAAUUCCAAUACUGUCCUCACUGAUGUGUUCCUGUCUAACAACAAUACUGAUGUCUCCCUAUCCAAGAAUAAAAGGGCUCGUACAUCCAGUGGUGAGAAGAAACAAUAUAACAUCCCGGAUUUAUAUAUAUGAGUCAAGGUUGCACUAUGUUACCAUUUGGAGAAUAAGCGUAUGCACCGAACCAUGAUUGGUUAUAAAGAAUUUGUCAUUCUUGUAUUUGCGUGACCAAAGACUUGAAAGCGUAUACAUAUAUGUAUAUGUCCGUGGGAAAAAUAAUGCUAGCAACCAUUACCCAAGUUGAGCCUAUCAAAACCAUACAUGUUUCUUCGAGAUCUCUAGAGCCAUUCCCAUUUUGCAACAUAAAUUCAUCAAAUCGUCUAUGUCAUGUACACCACUAGUAUUCUUAUCACCUGGCACUAGUACAACUGUCAGACUACCA